Molecule: messenger RNA, 1181 nt
Organism: Ochotona princeps (American pika)
Lineage: Eukaryota; Metazoa; Chordata; Mammalia; Lagomorpha; Ochotonidae
Gene: SGSH
Product: N-sulfoglucosamine sulfohydrolase
Exons: 5
Coding region: 188-1087 (299 amino acids)
Biological process (GO): glycosaminoglycan catabolic process; heparan sulfate proteoglycan catabolic process
Molecular function (GO): N-sulfoglucosamine sulfohydrolase activity
Source: RefSeq, a predicted model, not a curated record
AGAAGCACGUGGGGCCGGAGCCCGUGUACCCAUUUGACUUCGCCUACACGGAGGAGAAUGGCUCGGUCCUCCAGGUGGGCCGCAACAUCACGAGGAUGAAGCUGCUGGUCCGGAAGUUUCUGCAGACUCAGGACGACAGCCUCAGUACGGAGCCUUCUGUGAGAAGUUCGGCAACGGGGAUAGUGGCAUGGGGCGCAUCCCAGACUGGACCCCCCAGACCUACGACCCUCAGGAUGUCCUGGUGCCCUACUUCGUGCCUGACACACCAGCAGCCCGGGCCGACCUGGCCGCCCAGUACACCACCAUCGGCCGCAUGGACCAAGGGGUGGGGCUUGUGCUGCAGGAGCUGCGAGAGGCUGGCGUCCUGAAUGACACCCUGGUCGUGUUCACCUCCGACAAUGGCAUCCCCUUCCCCAGCGGCAGGACCAACCUGUACUGGCCGGGCACCGCUGAGCCCUUGCUGCUGUCGUCCCCCGAGCACCCGCAGCGCUGGGGGCAGGCCAGCGAGGCCUACGUGAGCCUCCUAGACCUCACGCCCACCCUCUUGGACUGGUUCUCCGUGCCCUACCCCAGCUACGCCAUCUUUGGCUCCAAGACCGUCCAGCUCACGGGCCGCUCCCUCCUGCCAGCGCUGCAGGCCGAGCCCCCUUGGGACACCGUCUUUGGCAGCCAGAGCCACCACGAGGUCACCAUGGCCUACCCGAUGCGCUCCGUAUUCCACCGGGGCCUGCGUCUGGUGCACAACCUGGCCUUCAAGAUGCCCUUCCCCAUUGACCAGGACCUGUACGUCUCGCCCACGUUCCAGGACCUGCUGAACCGUACCGUGGCCGGUCAGCCCACGUGCUGGUACUCGGACCUCCACCACUACUACUACCGGGACCGCUGGGAGCUGUAUGACCACAGCCGGGACCCCCACGAGACCGCCAACCGCGCCAGCGACCCGCAGUUUGCCCAGGUCCUAGACCUGCUCAAGGCCCAGCUGGCCAAGUGGCAGUGGGAGACGCACGACCCCUGGGUGUGCUCCCCCGAUGGCGUGCUGGAGGACAAGCUCUCGCCCCCGUGCCGCCCGCUACACAAUGAGCUGUGACGAGCCGCCUCUUCCUCUCCCAUGAUUGACAGAACAUGGGGGAGACCACUCCAUGUCAGGGCACCUCUGUCCCCACAGGAAAGGCCUGUCGGGG